AUGGAGCUGACUCAACGUGCUAGCGAUGGAAUCCAUCUCGACGUUGGCCAAGGCUCUUCGUCACCACCACCGACCCUGCAAGCUGACAUACGCGUACGACCCAUCACAAUCCGAUUCACCGAACCUGGCGUCCGCGAUCUACGUCUCCAUCUGCAUUCAAUCACAUCUCUACGUGCGGUCCCGUUCAAGCGCUCCGAUAUCCAUGUGCAUUCAGGUCGACCAGAGCAGCGGCUUAUCUUCGACUUUGAUACCGAGGACCAGCAAACUGUCGCAACACGAGCACCAACGUCUCACCAAGAGGACUUCAGGGAGGAAGAUGAAUUGGUCCGCGAUGUGAUCGAAUCGUUGAGCGCAGACGGGCUUAUGGGCGGCGAUUCGAGUCGACAGACAUUACGAGAUCUGGCUCUAGAUGAUGAUGCACAUCGUGCAGGAAAGAGUGGCGUGAAUGACGAGUCUGCAGAGCAUAGCGAUGCGGAUGAAGAGGCGCGAAGCAAUGGGCUUGCGAACGAAGAGGAUAUCGAGCGCGGUACGGUGGAGAUGAAAGAGAUGAGCCUUGGAGAAAUGGUGGAUUGGCUGAGCGCAAAAACGAACGAGGUCAUAAGAGGCGAUGGCAGCGAUGACAGCGGUACAACCCCGUUCAACGCGCAAGAAGGAGGCAAGGGAAAGAAGCGCGAGCCAACGUGGUAUUCCGACCACAUCCGUCUCACCAUCCGCACCGCCCGCGUCGUCUAUAUCCAAUGCUCUGUUGGCGAGCUCUCCACCCGACCCUCCCAUCCACUACCUUCGAACGCGCUGACGAAUCCUCUGAUUGACAUCAACUCCUCCGAUCUAGCCGUCCCCGACGCACCUGAAGUCGACCGCUCCACCUCCCCCACAUCGCGCAACCGCGGCUUCAACCGAUUGCUCGACGCCGGACUCACUCACGACGAGAUCUCCACCAUCCGAGCCCAAUUCCGCACCUCACAUCCUCUCCAUACAUCCUACGACCUGAUACAAGAGCGCGAGCAUGCACAACAUCUGCUCGAGAUGGAAGAAUCAUGGAUGGAUACCUUCAACGCCACCACCAACGACGGCGGGGGAUUGGGUGAUUUUGGCGAACCAGCUUCCUCAGCGGAAGCAUACACAACCGUGAUGCAAGGUCUCAUGGUAGGGUUCUUCGUGCCUCCUCUUAUCCCGCUGUUUUGGUUUCGGCACAAACCGCAUCCCUCUUCCCUGCCGUCUGCUGCAAUGCGCCAGGAAGAUGACGAAAACGACGAUGACGACGAGCAACAGUGGGAGAUGGAAUGCUCAGAAAUGUCGACGGAAAGCGUGUUUGGAAGCACCAUGCAGAUUUCCAUCCUGUACGGAUUGGUGGCGAACCUCAUCAUGGGCAUCUUCCGAUACGUCUGGUGA
Messenger RNA from Mycosarcoma maydis (corn smut), 1392 nucleotides. RefSeq lists its product as uncharacterized. The coding region runs from base 1 to 1392 and encodes 463 amino acids. Lineage: Eukaryota; Fungi; Basidiomycota; Ustilaginomycetes; Ustilaginales. The transcript is spliced from 2 exons. The record is from RefSeq and is a predicted model, not a curated record. Gene Ontology annotation, cellular component: Dsc E3 ubiquitin ligase complex; endoplasmic reticulum. Gene Ontology annotation, biological process: protein processing.